AUGCCCCCAAUGAACGAGCGAAGCCGGCCGAUGCCGCCGCCGAUAUCCUCAAGACAACGAGUCCCAGCAGGAACUGUACCUGCAGGCGAUGCCCGCACGCAAAUGUUUCGCGGACACAUGAUGCGACGUCAAGCAGCCGCCGCGCCUGCGGUUCCUCUGGCCGAUUCCAUGCGCUUGGACGCAACCGUGCAAACAGAAGUACUCGAUAUUGUUGUCAGAGACCAGCACGGAGAGAUUGAACUGGGGGAUCCACCAUCUCUCAUCUUUGACGACCUCGAUGACGUGGUGCUGGACGAUGGGCAGGAGACCGAGAAAGAGAGACAGAGACUCACAGAUGCGGUGAAUACGCACCGUAUCAAUCAGCAUACAACGACGGAUCAGGCAGAAGUGCUCGAGGCGUUAAAGUCUAGUUUACGAGCCAAAGUCAGCGCUCUGGCUGAGGAUAACUGGAUGUUUGAACCUGAAGAUCAAACAAGAGUAUGA
Messenger RNA from [Torrubiella] hemipterigena, 483 nucleotides. NCBI's taxonomy places the organism in Eukaryota, Fungi, Ascomycota, Sordariomycetes, Hypocreales, Clavicipitaceae. The record is from the annotation of a GenBank genome assembly.